GCCUUAUUUCCAAAUGAAGUUUCUACUUGGUGCUAGCUGGUCCUUGCCAGUUGCCAUUUUAAAACUUCAGCUGCAUAUAAAUACAGCAACAGACGGAGCUCGAUAACUGAUAUUCACGCAAUCAUUUCACCUUUUCCCCAUUUUUUUCUCCCACACACAAACCAAAUCGGUUUUUGCUUCAUUCUUCUCUAAUUUUUUGGAUCUGUAGAAGAAGUAAAGAAGAGAUCAAGAAGGGAAAACAUGGUUGAGACCAGAAGAAGUUCUUCUUCCUCAAAGCGCUCGCUUUCUUCUCCCUCAUCUUCUCUUCAAAACAAUGGCAAGCGCUCUAAGGCGGUGGAAGCAUUGUCAUCGACUAAUGAUACCCUUGGGGAGAAAUCCCAGGGUGGGGUAAAUGAUUCAGGGCCGGAAUCUGCUGAGCAAGAGGUUCGAUCAGCUGAUCUUGCUGGUGCCAGUGUCUUGAAAUCAUCGGAUGAUGCCGCUGCUGCUGCGCCACAGAAAUCGAUGGAAACUGAAGGGGCAAACGAGCCUUUGGUAUCACCGAUGACUUUAGGUGAUUCUGCGAUUGAUGUGGAGAAAUCCAAGUCAAAUGGGUCUUCAUUGAACCGGGGAAAGAAGCGGCAGCUGAAAUCUAAUGUUGGUGCUGCAUGGGGUAAACUUCUUUCGCAGUGCUCUCAGAAUCCUCAUUUUGUCAUGCAUCAUCCAACGUGCACUGUAGGUCAAGGUCGUGGCAGUGACUUGUGGAUAGGAGAUUCAACUGUUAGUAAAACUUUAUGCAAUCUCAAGCACACUGAGACAGAGAAAGGGGUAUCCAUUACUCUUCUUGAAAUUACGGGGAAAAAAGGCGAUGUGCAAGUCAAUGGCAAGGUCUACCCAAAGAAUUCUACUGUUCCUCUCAAAGGAGGUGAUGAGGUUGUUUUUGGCUCAUCGUCUGGUCAACAUGCUUACAUCUUUGAUAACGACUUAUCUGCUACAAGUUUGGCUCAUCCUGUUAGCAUAUUGGAAGCUCAUAGUGGAUCAAUCAAGGGACUGCAUCUUGAGGCAAGGUCCGGGGAUCCCUCCACUGUAGCAGUUGCAUCGACCCUGGCAUCUUUGUCAAAUCUUCGGAAAGACUUGUCCCUUCUUCCACCAUCAUCUCAAAAUGGUAAGGAUGUAAAACAAGGUUCAGAGGUGCCAAUACUACCCGCUGCCAAUGGUCUGACAGAGAAAGAUGAUUUAGAUACUGAUAUGAAGGAUGCUUCUGAUGGUAAUGAUGAACCUGGUGUUUUGGUGGAUGAAAAGAAUGAUGUAAUAUCUCCUGGCGUUGAAAAUGGUAACUUGAAUCUUGAUAAUGUUGCACUAGAUUCAGUUGAUGCAGAGAUUGGUAAGGUGCGACCUCUCCUUCAAGUGCUUGCUGGAUCUUCUGCUUCUGAGUUUGAUUUGAGUGGUAGCAUUUCCAAAAUUUUCGAGGAGCAAAGGAAUUUCCGAGAACUAUUCAAGGAUUUUGAUCCUCCAACUUCUGCUUUAACUAGGCGCCAAACAUUUAAAAAUGCCUUACAGCAAGGAGUAGUUGAUUUCAACACUAUUGAUGUCACAUUUGACAAUUUUCCAUAUUAUUUAUGUGAAAACACAAAGAAUGUUCUGAUUGCUUCCACUUAUAUACACAUGAAGUGUAACGAGUUUGCAAAAUAUACAUCAGAUCUCCCCACAGUGUGCCCUAGGAUCUUGCUGUCAGGUCCAGCAGGUUCAGAAAUUUAUCAGGAGACAUUGGCCAAAGCACUUGCUAAAUACUUUGGUGCUAAGCUACUGAUAGUUGAUUCUCUCUUGCUGCCUGGUGGUUCAAUUGCCAAAGAUGUCGAGCCUGUCAAAGUAAGUUCAAAACCAGAGAGAGCUAGUGUAUUUGCUAAACGUGCUGCGCAAGCGGCAGCACUGCAUCUUAAUAAGAAGCCAGCUUCAAGUGUUGAGGCUGAUAUAACUGGUGGUUCAAUUUUAAGUUCUCAUGCUCAGCCCAAGCAGGAGGCAUCAACUGCGUCGUCAAAAACCUACACUUUCAAGAAAGGUGAUAGAGUGAAGUAUGUUGGAUCUUUAACAUCAGGCUUUUCUCCAUUGCAAGCACCUUUAAGGGGUCCAACAUAUGGUUACAGGGGCAGAGUGGUUCUUGCAUUUGAGGGAAAUGGGUCCUCUAAAAUUGGUGUCAGAUUUGAUAGAUCAAUUCCAGAUGGUAAUGAUCUUGGUGGUUUGUGCGAUGAAGAUCAUGGGUUCUUUUGUUCUGCUGACUUACUCCGUCUUGAUAGCUCAAGCACUGAUGAAAUUGAUAAACUUGCUAUCAGUGAACUCUUUGAGGUUGCUUCAAAAGAAAGUAAAAGUAGCCCUCUAGUUCUGUUCAUCAAAGACAUCGAGAAGUCUAUGGUGGGUAAUCCUGAGGCCUAUGCUGCUUUCAAGAUUAAGCUUGAGCAUUUGCCAGAGAAUGUUGUUGCUAUAGCUUCCCAUGCCCAGUCGGACAGCCGAAAGGAGAAAUCGCAUCCUGGUGGCUUGCUAUUUACAAAAUUUGGAAGUAACCAAACAGCAUUGCUUGACCUUGCCUUCCCAGAUAAUUUUGGUAGGUUGCAUGAUAGAAGCAAAGAAACCCCCAAGACAAUGAAGCAGCUCACGCGACUGUUUCCCAACAAAGUUACCAUACAGAUCCCUCAGGACGAAACCUUAUUAUCCGACUGGAAGCAAAAAUUAGAUCGGGAUAUGGAAACUAUGAAAUCUCAGUCAAACAUAGCAAGCAUUCGCAAUGUUUUGAAUCGAAUCAGAAUUAAUUGCGAUGACCUUGAAACUCUAUGCAUAAAAGAUCAAGCACUGACAAAUGAAAGUGUUGAAAAGAUAAUCGGCUGGGCUUUGAGUCAUCACUUUAUGCAUGAAUCUGAGUCUUCUAUGAAAGAGCCGAAGCUAGUUAUCUCCAGCGAAAGCAUUGCUUAUGGGCUCAAUAUGUUUCAAGGCAUUCAGGGUGAAACCAAGAGUUUAAAGAAAUCCCUCAAGGAUGUGGUUACUGAAAAUGAGUUCGAGAAGAAACUACUUGGGGACGUAAUUCCGCCUAGUGAUAUUGGUGUUACUUUUAAUGACAUUGGGGCCUUGGAAACUGUCAAGGAUACUCUAAAAGAACUGGUGAUGCUGCCUCUUCAGCGGCCAGAAUUGUUUUGUAAAGGACAGCUGACCAAGCCUUGCAAGGGAAUAUUGCUCUUUGGACCUCCAGGUACCGGUAAAACAAUGCUUGCAAAAGCUGUUGCUACUGAGGCUGGUGCAAACUUUAUCAACAUAUCAAUGUCAAGCAUUACAUCCAAGUGGUUCGGUGAAGGGGAGAAGUAUGUCAAAGCAGUCUUCACGUUAGCUAGUAAAAUAGCUCCUAGUGUUGUUUUCGUUGACGAGGUGGACAGUAUGUUGGGAAGACGAGAAAAUCCUGGAGAGCAUGAAGCUAUGCGGAAAAUGAAGAAUGAAUUCAUGGUUAAUUGGGAUGGUUUGCGUACGAAAGACAAGGAACGAGUUCUUGUACUUGCUGCAACAAAUAGACCCUUCGACCUUGAUGAAGCAGUUAUUAGGAGGCUUCCUCGGAGGUUAAUGGUAAACUUGCCAGAUUCUUCAAAUAGGGAGAAAAUAUUGGGAGUUAUAUUGGCGAAGGAAGAAUUAGCCCCAAAUGUGGAUGUAGAAGCUAUUGCUAAUAUGACGGAAGGGUAUUCAGGGAGUGAUUUGAAGAAUUUAUGUGUGAGCGCUGCGCAUUGCCCUAUUAGAGAAAUUUUGGAGAAGGAGAAGAAGGAGAAAACAUUGGCAAUUGCAGAGAAAAGGCCAACACCGGCAUUGCAUAGUAGUGCAGACAUUCGUCCUCUUAACAUGGAUGAUUUUAAGCAUGCACAUGAGCAGGUAUGUGCCAGUGUAUCAUCGGAAUCUUCAAAUAUGAAUGAGCUUCUCCAGUGGAAUGAUUUAUAUGGAGAAGGUGGAUCAAGAAAGAAAACAUCCCUCAGUUACUUCAUGUAGAGGAGAUAUAGCUAUAUAGCAAGCAUUGGUUCAUUAAUUUUCCUGUUCUGCAACCUGAGAUAGCAGCAUGACCGGCAUGCGUGGAUAAUCCAUUCCAGGUUCCCCAAAGUCCAAUUGGCCUUGGCCCUGACCCCCUUGUGUAUCAUACUUAGUUGAUAGGAGUUUCUUCAAUUGCAAGUCCUUUUAAGUCCCUCAAAUCUCGUCUCACCCAAUUUUCUCAUUUGUAGGUCUCUUUCUCUGUACAUAUGAGUUGAGUAAUUUAAGAAAAGCAUCAUCUCAUAUUCAAGCAUUAUCUCAUAUUCUUCUUCUAUA
This is a messenger RNA of Solanum dulcamara, 4302 nucleotides long. RefSeq lists its product as uncharacterized. NCBI's taxonomy places the organism in Eukaryota, Viridiplantae, Streptophyta, Magnoliopsida, Solanales, Solanaceae. The transcript is spliced from 27 exons. Gene Ontology annotation, cellular component: mitochondrial outer membrane. The record is from RefSeq and is a predicted model, not a curated record. The coding region runs from base 241 to 3990 and encodes 1249 amino acids. Gene Ontology annotation, molecular function: ATP hydrolysis activity; ATP binding; protein binding.